Molecule: messenger RNA, 7009 nt
Organism: Bombyx mori (domestic silkworm)
Lineage: Eukaryota; Metazoa; Arthropoda; Insecta; Lepidoptera; Bombycidae
Exons: 3
Coding region: 930-2630 (566 amino acids)
Biological process (GO): embryonic hindgut morphogenesis; embryo development; regulation of transcription by RNA polymerase II
Cellular component (GO): nucleus
Molecular function (GO): RNA polymerase II transcription regulatory region sequence-specific DNA binding; DNA-binding transcription factor activity, RNA polymerase II-specific
Source: RefSeq, a predicted model, not a curated record
UACCUACUCCAACACCCACACCGACACGUCGUGUUUAUGGCACUGUGCCUGUGGCAACGCACACAGACGUAUCAUCGAGGCAACACCAAUAAAAGUAUAAUAAAUGUUAGCAAGACAUAAGCGCAGCGUACGGUACUAUUUGUUCGGGAGGGAGGUUGGAGGCACUCGCACAAGCAAGGGAGAGGCUGUGUGGCGCUGCCAGCCAGUUUACCGUUGCAAGGCGCGUAGUGCGGCCGGACGCUGGACCGUCACCCGCGCGCCGCCGGCACCCUGAAGCUCUCUGACGCUGACUAUAUUCAUUAUUCUCGAACAUACCAUCACUAUAUAGACUUAACAACCCUCUGUGUUUCCUUAAGGGUUAUAUGAACUUAAUACAUUCUUAGAGAUCUCACAUAGAGACGAAGUGCUACAACUCGUGCCUAACUGGAGUGCUAAUCUGAUUUCAGACUAUUUGUUGGAUCGUUUCAACUUUGUUGAAGAUAAAACUUUUCGAUUGUCAACACAAAAACAAUCAUCUAGAUCAACUUCCAAAGUCGGACUUAGAAAAACCAUGGCCAAAAGAAUCACAUUGAAUAUCAAAUCUGCCAAGAACCUGGUCAACUAAGUUCUUGUCGAGCGGCUAAUAGGGUUGGGGUGAAUAAUGGGAAAAAGGAACGUACGGAUCAAGUUCGCACACUCGAUUGGUCCGCCGAUAUACUCGAGCACGUUGGGCGCGUCCGAGUAGCACCCCAGCCCACAUUUGCAACCACACUACCAGUUACCGACGCUGUAGCGACUGCCAAUAAAGUACAAGUCAUACCGGGUUUUACACUUAUUUAAUUUAGAUAUAUUUACUUAAGUACAAAAAAUCACGAAGCUGCAAAUCGAACAAUUCUAGACUGACGAGAGAACGAAUUUUGAUAAUCGUUCUCCGUUGAAUCACGGUAGUCAUGACGACCACUGCCCCAGAACGGUCAAAGUCGGAUUUCUUUGAUUUCGUGACGUCCAACGAAGUUACGGAUGCACAAUAUAAACAACAAAUGCGAUCUGUAAACGUGUUCAUGGAAUCGCCCGACUCUAGGUCGAAUCCUUUGUUAUCGGAGGAACCGAAAGAACAGAACAACAAUAGCUUGUUAAGUGUUGCGACGACGCAGGCGAACACAAGCGCAAUGACAGCCGCGACUACUUCUACUACACUACAAAGUUUCGACUCGAUAUGGAAUGUAGAUCGUGAUCGAGAUCGCUUGGACACUUCAAUGCUAGAGGACUUAAAUAAAUUUAGUUAUUGGAACCAAGAUAGUGAAAUAGCGGACACCCCCUGCACGGAUACGACAAUUUCAAAUAAACUAAUCAACAAUACCGAUGGUCAAAUAUAUACUCUUACUGUCCUCAAUCACGAUAUAACAGAAAACAGUUCAAGUCGCUAUUGGAGUAAAGACGAAGACGUUUCUAUGUCUAGUCCGGCAGACAUAGAACCCAAUCCUGCAUUGGAUCUGGAAUCAAUAUUAAAUAUGAAUGGAUUCCCAAACGAUUUCAACCAAGAUCUCCCCAAACCUUUUCAUUUUGAAGAUGGUGAUUCAGAGAGUCAAAACAAUGAUCUGAACUCAAGUAAUCUAGUAAAAGUGGAACAAUAUUACGAUGAAAACGAAUAUACAAACAGUGAUAAGAAUGAUGACACGCAAAGCUCCUCUUUAAUUGGUGCUGCAACUUUACUGGAUACUCAAAUCGAAUUUAACAACAAUAACAAUGACUGGAAAGCAACAAAUAACAAUGCGAAUGAAUCUUUACUUAGAAGUGCAUUACAGGGAAAAGCUUAUUUCCGUACUGUUCAAAAAAGUACUGUUACUAAAAUAGACGCCAAUGCUGAAUUGAAGCGAGUCAUAAUCAAUAAUAAUAACAAAGCUGACGUACCAUCUAUGUACCAAGAUGCAAAGGACGCCGAUCCGGAAUUAUUGAUGGCAAUUUCACCUCCAAACGGAAAUGUCAACAUUUCAAUUUUAUUAGAGGAUCCAAGCACAGCUGUUAUAACUAAUGGAGAAAACCCGACAUCGACGCAGCAAAGCGUGGAUGACAUUUUGCUGUCUCAGUUGGAUGCGAACUAUCCUGAAGACUAUGAAAAAUUAAAAAGAAUAGCCACGGAGCUUGGUGAAUCAAUGCAACCAUUCUGCACUGUAGAACCCAUUGAUCCUACUCGAAGUGUCUACAACAUCCAUCAUGUGAAUGGUGAAUUAGUGACGAUGAUUCCAGCUGGGGAAGUACAACUCCCUCAUAACUUGCAAAUAGUCACCGCUUCACCAGCAGUUACGAGCACAAAAAACACAAGUAAAAAAUAUAAGAGGAUACAGAAUAAAAAUUCCCCGCCAAGUGCACAGCCGCAGUCUGGACCUGCCGUUCAAGCGGCUACUUCGACAUCUAACGGAGUUCGAAAAGAGAGAUCUCUGCAUUACUGUUCUAUUUGUUCAAAAGGGUUCAAAGAUAAAUAUUCUGUAAACGUACACGUAAGAACACAUACUGGGGAGAAACCGUUUACAUGUUCCCUAUGCGGAAAGAGUUUCAGACAGAAAGCACAUCUCGCGAAGCACUACCAGACACACGUAGCACAAAAAGCGGCCGCCGCCAACGGCGCUGUCAAACCCAACAAGCAAAGGUAACUGCUACAAGUUCUGUGAGUCGCGCUUGUUCAGUUUCUGUAGUGUCGUUUACAUUAAAAAUCACGGUGAUAUGACUAUAAAUGUUUUUUAAUGUAUGUAUGUAAUCAAACAUAAAGACUGACAUAUCACAGGAGAAUUUGGUAAGGUGCUAGUAAAAUAGAAAAAAAAUAUAGAGAUAAAAUGGCAGUUCACAAAGAGAGUUGGAGCAUUCUCGGCUGCGUGUUACUUUGUUGAUUUUGUAUGUAAUUCCGUCCGUUACCGAAUAUUAUUUAGCGUAAAAAAAAUCAGUAACACUGUUAUUUUUUACUUCCACAUUAUUUUUAAGUGUGUACAUUCCGUUUAUUUAUAGUCAUGUAGGUAAUUUAGAUGCUGUUAGGUGAUAUUAACACGUUUUGUUGUUAGGUAGGCAUUUUCUUUAGUCCUAUAAUAAAUUUGAUAACAUUAAUCGGCUUCAAAAAAAUGUGUAGCUCAUUGACAGUAUCGAAUAAAGGAAACAUCAGAUAAACAGGCAACAAUGACGAGCAACGUUGGGAUUACUCGCCGCCGCCGUAAUUUCUCCCGCUGUGUGACCGACUAAACUUUCUAAAAAUAAAAAAUUACAGAGUAAAAGAACGAGUAUUCUCAACCUACCAUCUUUCACCGCUCGGUUAUCGUAUGUACUGUAUUCUUCGCUAAUGUUCGGUGUUCCUUGUUACAUGCUAAACUCUUAUACUAAACGUAUACUUUUAGAACGCAUUACGUAAUGCUAUCAAAAAUUUCAACUGUUUUCUAGUAAUAACUAAAAAAAAAUUCAAUGAUGCAAUUAUCUAUAAAUCCAUAUCCGUCAGUUUAGUGAACGGUUUCUCACUCCUAGCAUUACAUCUUUCCCUCACAUUGGGAGAGGCUUGAUUGCUCUCAGAUUGCUAUAAAUUAUAAAUACAAGUGGCGUUCAAUCGCGGUCUUUAAAAUUGUGCUCCCUUUCACGGCUAACCGAUUCGCCUUUCUUUGUUCGUUCUAUGUGUUCAUAACGUGCCUCGCCCUAUCAUUAUUAUAUCUAUUAAUAACUUGUACCCAUAGCCAUUGUUUACUAAAGCAACGGACUUCAACGCGAUCGUUGUAGUACCUACUGAGCGCAAUAAUGUACAAAUAGUAAUUGAUAAAUAGAAUGUACGUGCUCAUAUACGACAAUCUUGAACAUGGAAUUGCAUGAAAGUACACCCUGUGCUUUCUAGAGAAAGCAAUUACCUGAUAUAGAGCAACUAACAUACAUAUUAUUACAUAUAUUCAAAAUUUCCACUACUUUUAAAGUGCUAUAAUAUACUAACGUAUGAUGGUUACGUCCAAAUGGACUUUCACUGUACGAAUCAAUUUAAAAAUUAUAAUAUUUUUCUAUUUCAAAAUGUAAGUUUGGAGAAUGCAUUGUGCUUGACCGCAAGCAAAUAAACUGUCCAUUAAUGAACGCCAUUACGAAUACGUGUGAUGAGUGAUGAUUUCGCUUUUGUAACAGGAAACUUUUUAGCAAAAAUGUUUAACAUGAAAUUUUUGUAUUGUUAAAAAUUAAAUCGUGAGUAUAGUAAGUUGUGGGCGGGCUGUAAUGCCUGCCCUGUCUAAUCGUCGACGCGAUGAGACGACGCCACUUGCGCUUCCUUAUCUCUUGCUUCACUGCCUACGUAACUGCCGACAUAAGAUACUCAAUUCUAUAUAUAAAUUCUUAAAUAUUUUUUGUCAUAAUUUUUUAUGAAGAAUUUAUUACUAUAAAUUAUAUUUUAAACAACAAAAUUAACUUUGAGUAAAACAUGCUAAAAAAUAAUUAACAGUUUAAUAAUAGAACAUAAUAUUUAAAGCACUAAGGUCGCAUUGAUAUUUUGGCCUCCACACGUCAAACCUUUUGUAUCAUUCUAUUAAAGUCACCAGCCCAUGCAAUUUCAUUGGAACGAUGUUGUAAUAAUUUUAUUUUAUCAAACGUAAGACUAGUCGGUUUAUAAAAAUUAACCAAGUAUCAUCAUAGUUGAUUCGGAAAUAUUUCCAAAUUGACGCAUAAUCUCAGGCUUAAUUUAAUUUUAAACUUUCCUUGUUGGAGUUUACUCCUUAAGAAUCGAUUUACAUAUAUAGGCCCGGGGUAUGAAAAUUAUGGGGACCAAAAUCGUACUAGAGAGUAUAGCAUGUCACACGAAAUGCGUUAUGCGCCUGAUUGGCUCCUGAUUGGCGCGCGCACGCAUCACCUGAUUGGCUCCUGAUUGGCGCGCGCACGCAUCACCUGAUUCUUGCGCGCAGGUCCGCACUCAGGUAGCCGUGGCAGGAUGAUGCCACAGAUUUUUUAACGUCAAAGAAUUUAAUAAGUAUUUAUUAACAGUUAAUAAAUUAUUUAUGAAAUGCAAUUUAUCAAAUGUAUAAUUAAUAGAAUAAAAAUCUACCGUGCAUAAUCUAAGUAUCAUCAAAAAUGCAUUCAUUUAUACCCGUAUUCCCUUAUCUAUUUAUUUAUUUUAUAAUCGUUCUUGAGGAGUAAACUCCAGUCGUGCGUCGGAGCGGACACACACACUUUUUUUUAUAUUUAAGAAUUGUGUUGAAAUGUUUGACAGAAAUAGGACAAAUCAAAUCGUGCCUGUUUUUAAUUUUGACAACAGUCGAAAUACGUAAUUAGUAAAAUUUACAUUCAAUGCCUACCUACUACUAAACGAUUAAUGGUACUUUUAUUUUGAAUUAAUUACCGAUAAAAACGUAUUACAAGCAAUCUGUAAUAUUGCGCACAUAUCUAUGUGUAGUGUGCUAAUUAUUUUUCUUAUUUCUUGCCAAUUAAGAUUUCAAUGUUUCAAUGUUUGCCUUCUAGCUGUUUUUCACGUGAGAUUUAUGAUGUUUUUAGUUUUCUUUACGGAAUUGUCUAAUUAUUUUUAAAACAGCCUUUUGUAUUUCUCGUAAGUAAUGAAUGACUUUUAUGACUGAAACUAGAAGAACUACGUUUGACGUUUUGCAACAACAAUAAUACUCGUACAAUGAACAACGAAGCUUUUUAUACUCUCGGUGUAUGUGUACUUAUAAUAUAGUUAUAGAGCCAGAAGAACCUUCUUUGUCAAUACUCAUUAUUUUGUAAAUACGUACAGAAGUAUGAGAAAAAUUAUUUGGGAAAUAAAUUUUUAUACUCUACCACUUGUAUCUCAUUAGAUGGUAUUUUGAAAAGUUAGCGAAUUUAUAGAUUUAAUAAGUACUCGAUAAGAAACAUUGAGAGAUUUACCAGUUUAUAUGUAAGAUUAUGGCUACCUUCAUAUAAUUAUGAGAGUGCAUAAAAUAUGGUUGUUAAUAUAUUCCUGUAAUAUAUUAUUGAUAUAAGUUAGUUUUUUGAGAUCAUUAUUUGAAAAGGUUUAUUAUUAAAAAGGUUAUUUGAUCGAUUGAUUAUUGCAUUUGUUCCUGAGUUGAUUUUUAGAUUUUAUCGAUAACUUUAAGUUUUUAUGUAAUUUUGCAUGAUUAAUUUAAUUAUAUUAUUUUAGAACCAGAAUUUGAAGGUGACGUGGACAUUUUGAUUCAAUUAUGACUUAAAAAACAUUAAAUGACAAUGAAUAACAAAAGCGAAAUUUAUUAACUCAAAAAACUAUACAAUAUAAACAAAAGUUUAAAGAGAACGUUAGAAAACCGCUACGUUAAGCAAAACUAUAUAACAAAAGUGUGUCCACAUCACCUUCAAUUAUGAUUGUCCUAAACACUCCAUUAUUUAUUUAUAGAAUUAUGUUAAAGACGUUAAAAAGAAAACAAAAACAUAUUUGUAAUCUUAAUAAACCGGAGCUGUGAUUUUUUUGCUUAUCUGUGUGUCUUUACAGUGUCACUAAUGUAUUUUUGCGUUGCAAAAAUAAUUCAGUACAAUUGACACUGAGUCAAAAGCUGAAGUCGUCUAUUAUUACUAGUAUACUUGCACAACAGCGAAAACCAGAAAAAAAACACUAAAGUGUUAACCACUGGGGAACAUCGAUUUUUUUUUAGUUUUCUGUUUUAUUUUUAUAUUAUCUUGAUCUUUUUGGUGUCUAAAAUUUAACACUAUGGUGCUUUUAAAAUUAUCGAGAGUAAUAAAAACAAAAUAUAAUAAGCGCCGUAAAAUCUUUUCACAAUAUUUGAGAAAUUUAGAAAUAUCACGCUGUUAAUUGUUUUAUGACCCACGUAGAAAUAAACAAUCUGAGUAAUUUUCUCAAUAUUAUUCCAAAAUUUUGAGAGCAACAAUGAUCGGCGACUUCAGUAUUUAUAUCAUUAUCAGAUGUGAUCUGGUCAACUUAAAACAGUACCGAACCGUUAGGUACAUAUAAUGUAAUGUAGAUACAAUAACUUUUUACAAGAUUUUUACAAUUUUGUAAUUUACUUCUUAUAUUUUUACUUUCCUAUGUUAGUUUUCUAAUAAAAUGUUUUUAUAAUAAAUACGU